UGCAAGUAGUGUACGUGUGUAUGUGAUGAUGUAUGGUUAAGACGUGGGCCAUCCUCUCCCCCUCGUGCCUCUCAUCCUCGUGCCAUCCUCUCCACCUCGUGCCGCUCCUCAGGCGGGGGGGGGUCCCGCUGGCCGCGGGAUCGGGCGACGAGAUCUAUGUAUAUCCACUGCUCUCUGGUCGGGCACUCCCUCCCGACCCGCCCAGGAAGGCCGCGCAUGCAUCGCUGCUGCAGCAGCGAUGCAUGCGCCGCGCCCUCCUGGGCCCAUCGUGGACCUGACCAGGGAGAGGUGGAUAUAUUAUAGAUUUCGUCGCCCUGGGGAGCGGCCCGCAUGGCCGACGAGGUCGAGUGGGAGAAUGGCGCAGCCGCCGUCGCCAAGGCCUUGCUCCCCCACUUCAGCAGCGACGGCGGCUUCUUCCCAUACCCCAAGUCCAUGAGCUGCAGCGGAGUUAACAGUACUAUCCUGGCCGAGGACAGACGGCACCGUCUUCUGAGGAGGGGCUUCGCGGCGCCUUCUCCUCCCCCUACUCGUCGAGCAGGGGGAUCGUCUGGGCCUCUCGGUCUUCCUCCUUCGCCGCCCGCUGCCGCGGCCCCUUGCCGGCCUGGCUGUCCUCUCUUGGAGGGAUUUCCGUCCCAAACGCAUCUGCCCCUUGCCUCCCCAUGUGAGCCCUGGCCUUCUCUCCUUCCACCUGUCCUCCUCUGCUCGGCGGCCUUCGCCGAAAGGGCACUUUGCCGACGUCCACCGGGGUCCACCGAGACGGGGACGGCCGAGCCCUAGGCGCCACGCGCAGCGCCACGAGCUGCGCGGCGCCACUCCGUAUGCGCACGGAGGUUUGAGUAGCACCUGGGGGCAGCCCGUCCUGCAACGCCCGCGCGGGCGCGAUGCGCCUGCUUUGCUCUCUGCCCCUCCCUCGGUGCGAUCGGCAAAUUUCAGAGGUCGGCGGCAGAUGAGCCUCCCACGGCAACCUCGAGCAAGGCUUUUCGUUGUGUCGUCCGUGCCACCCUCCCUCCGUGGGGAGAUGGGUGCGGGUCAGGAUUUCUCUGGCGUCUGGCGGCGCAAAAUUUCAGUCGUCGCUGGACUCCAGCUGUUCUGCAGCGCGCCUACCCCUAGCAGGCCGUCCGGAGGUCCGUGGCGCAUGCAAGCCACGGCCGAUGGGCGCGAGCCUUUUUGAGAGGGGCGAGCGCGGGUGCGAGGACUUCGGGCCGGCACCGGCUGCUUUUUGAACGGAUUUUUUUGUGUGUGGCGCGCCGAGGGGCGCGGCACAGCAACACAAACCGGAAGUGCUUCAAAGCUGCCACGCGCCAGGAAAACAUGCUGCCCUCUUAGGCACCCCAAGUGGG
Messenger RNA from Prorocentrum cordatum, 1340 nucleotides. The record is from the annotation of a GenBank genome assembly. Lineage: Eukaryota; Dinophyceae; Prorocentrales; Prorocentraceae.